UUUCGUCUUUCUUGUGAGUUAGAUACAUCUUGGUUCAUCCGCUUUAGGGUAUUUAUGGAACAUAUAGCAGGACAAAAAAUCUAUUUGACCUUUGGAUUUGACUCAAGAACUUACUCAUGGAUACAGUCCAGGGUACAGGUGGAAUUCAAACUCAAUGAAUUUGGAGCAACAAUUCGGCCUUCCCAACAGAACAAUGUUCACCUUAAAGUGGCGAGGCAAAAUCAUCUCACAAAACAAACUGCAGCAGCUUUUGUGAAUGGGCUAGUUUGGAGCACCUAUCCAACUACCUUGACUAUACUUGGCUAUUGUCGUGGUAUGAUUGAGUACUUGUGUAAAAAGUUAGCUAGCAAAGGCCGAGAUGGAUGUUGUUGUGAGCAGUUUUGCAAUAAAUUUUGGUGGCAUAACAUAGAAGAUUUUGAAGCUAAGAGCGGAAAUAUAGACAUGAAAGAGAAUUUAGCAUCUAUGGUGAAGAUGCACAACAAUAGUACAGAGAAAUCUUGUUUCACAUUUAAGUGGCGCUUCGAUCUCCAUUGAAUGGUUCAUAGCAGUGUACUUGCUGAUAUGUUUCAUAUCUAAAAGCUGAAUCAAAGACAUGAAAGAUAAGUUAGCAUCUCUCCACACAAAACAAGUACUAUAGAUUCAAAUGGGGGGAAAUAGAAAUAAUAACUGUUACCUUUAAUUGUUGUUUGGUAUCCUAGUGGAAUGGAAACAAUUGAAAGGAUUAUGAUUGAGGAAGGAAACGUGAUUUGUUUCCACUAGUUUGAUAAGGGUAAUAAAUGGGGGGAUUAUGUUUCCCCUUGGAAACGGUAUUUGUUACUUAACACUCAUACCAAACAAUUAGAAAUGGAAACACUUAUUUGAAUC
Molecule: messenger RNA, 864 nt
Organism: Beta vulgaris subsp. vulgaris (sugar beet)
Lineage: Eukaryota; Viridiplantae; Streptophyta; Magnoliopsida; Caryophyllales; Amaranthaceae
Exons: 3
Coding region: 55-534 (159 amino acids)
Source: RefSeq, a predicted model, not a curated record